Eruca vesicaria subsp. sativa (arugula) is the source of this 2388-nucleotide messenger RNA. The record is from the annotation of a GenBank genome assembly. Lineage: Eukaryota; Viridiplantae; Streptophyta; Magnoliopsida; Brassicales; Brassicaceae.
UAAUUCGAGAAAGAGAGAGAGAGAGGCGUGAAAUCCUGAGAGAGAGAGAUUCUUCGCCGGAGUAAUCUCUUCGCGUGAUCUUCUCUCACGUCUCUGCUGUGAAUCCGUCUCCUUCUCUUCUCCUCUCGUUGGAGAUUUUUGAGGUCAAAAAAGCAGGAGAAGAUGGUGAACGCUAUGGUUGAGAGAGCCACGAGCGAGAUGCUGAUCGGUCCUGAUUGGGCUAUGAACCUCGAGAUCUGCGACAUGCUCAACAGCGAUCCCGCGCAAGCAAAAGAUGUUGUGAAAGGAGUCAGAAAACGGAUUGGUAGCAGGAAUCCUAAAACUCAACUUCUUGCCUUAACUCUGCUGGAGACGAUAGUAAAGAACUGUGGUGACAUGGUUCAUAUGCAUGUGGCUGAGAAGGGUGUUAUUCAUGAGAUGGUCCGGAUAGUUAAGAAAAAGCCGGACUUCCAUGUCAAAGAGAAGAUCUUAGUACUUAUUGAUACAUGGCAAGAGGCCUUUGGCGGCCCUAGGGCAAGAUAUCCACAAUACUACGCAGGAUACCAGGAAUUGUUGCGUGCUGGGGCUGUAUUCCCUCAGAGAUCAGAGAGAUCAGCACCUGUGUUCACACCUCCACAAACUCAGCCUUUGACGUCUUACCCUCCAAAUCUUCGUAAUGCUGGACCUAGUAAUGAUAUGCCUGAAGCUUCGGCAGAGCCAGACUUUCCGACACUGAGUUUGUCGGAGAUUCAAAAUGCAAAAGGUCUCAUGGAUGUGCUUGCGGAAAUGCUGAGUGCAUUAGAGCCGGGGAACAAGGAGGACCUUAAACAGGAGGUGAUGGUCGAUCUGGUGGAGCAGUGUCGUACAUACAAACAAAGAGUGGUGCAUCUAGUCAACUCAACUUCGGACGAGUCUUUGUUAAGUCAAGGUCUGGCGUUGAAUGAUGACUUACAACGGGUCUUAACCAGUUAUGAAGCAAUCUCUUCUGGAAUUCCUGGAACUUCUGUUCAAAUCGAGAAGCCCAAGUCUGAGACAGGAAAAUCUCUUGUAGAUGUUGAUGCCCCACUUAUUGAUACUGGAGACAGCAGUAAUCAGGCCAACGGAGCUACACCAAGCUCUGGUAACGGGAUUCUAAACCAGUUGGCCCUGCCUGCACCACCAGUAACUAAUGGUACAGCCAAUUCCAAAAUAGACCUCCUCAGUGGCGAUGAUCUUGCCCUUGUUCCUGUUGGACCUCCUCAGCCGGCAAGUCCAGUCGCAUCAGAUCAAAAUGCACUUGCCCUUAUUGAUAUGUUCGGAGACAAUACUAAUAGUCCACCCCCUGCAACUGCAUCAACUGGUAAUUCAGCUCUCCCGAGUAGCCCUUUGAAUCCUCAUUUGCACCAGCAACCACCAACUAGUCAAGCUGGAGAAGCUGGAUUACAACAACCCAAUGGAUUUGCUCCUCCAGCGAGUUAUUCUCAGUUUGAGCCCUCAUACGGGCAAGGCGCCUCUUCUCCCUGGAAUAGUCAACCUGCACAGCACUUGCAACAACCACAACAGCCAUCUUAUGAAGGUGCGCAAGACAGUAUGGCGUUUCCACCUCCCCCAUGGGAAGCUCAGCAUCAAGACUUCAGCCCCACUGCAGAGUCAGGAAGUCCGUUUUCUCCUCAAAUGCACCCAACACAAGUUGCCUUCUCACAUACCCAACAAUAUCCUCAAAUUCCCCAAAACAACAACAGUCCAUAUCCUCAAAUGCCGCAAACCGGUAUGUACAUGCAACAGCCAAUGCCAAACCAAGCCAAUCAGGCUCUAGGACAAGGCUAUCCACCCCAACAACAACAACAGCAGCAGAUGAUGAUGGCUCAGUACUACGCCCAACAGCAACAACAACAACAGGCUUAUGGAAACCAGAUGGGAGGAGGAUAUGGAUAUGGCUAUAAUCAACAGCAGCAGCAACAAGGAAGCAGCCCAUAUCUGGACCAGCAGAUGCAUGGCAUGUCCAUCAGAGACCAGGGUUCGCAUCAGGCACCACCACCAUCAUCAUCGUCUUAUCUACCUCCUAUGAAACCUAAGAAUAAACCAGAGGAUAAGCUAUUUGGGGAUCUCGUUGACAUCUCCAAAUUCAAGCCUGGUACAAAACCGACUUCCGGAAGAGCUGGUACCAUGUGAAAAAAAAACUCCAAUUGAUUUCAUGAUUUCUCAGUAUUCAUCUCUUUAUUGUCUUUGCUAAGCUAACUCCUUAAGCUUUGAUCAUCAAUUGAUUUGACACUCUUGGGAGAUGCAUACAUGUAUGUUAUCUUGUUCCUUGCUUAUACUAUAAAUUUGCCGUUGAUUAUGAGUGGGAAUGGACUUGUAUAUUACUUGUAGAGUAAUAAAAUCUUUUGUUGAGAACUCAGCGAUUUGUGAUUUGUGACAUUGUUUAAUCCA